Molecule: messenger RNA, 2593 nt
Organism: Neoarius graeffei (lesser salmon catfish)
Lineage: Eukaryota; Metazoa; Chordata; Actinopteri; Siluriformes; Ariidae
Exons: 6
Coding region: 1459-2436 (325 amino acids)
Biological process (GO): response to bacterium
Source: RefSeq, a predicted model, not a curated record
GAAGUGAAUAUGAUCAGUAUUUUAAAAUAAAAUUUUGUACAAUUUGAAGUAGAACACUGUCUCUGCUUCAUCCUUGCAUAAAACCUGUUUGCCUGAAUGCAUGUGCUAAAGUGUAUGAAAUUUGGUUAAAUUGAGAAUUGUUGGUUUCUUAUCAAACGGUAAUUUCCCACGUGGAGACUAGAUCUCCCGUGGGUGGCGUAGUCACCUUUACUGCCACCUCUACACAAGGGUCGUGCAAGGUGCAGUCAGUGUGUCAGAAGUCAAACAAAGAUCAAAGUCAGGAAAAGUGGACACAAUGUCAUAAACAGAUGAAAACAGAACAGAAUGUCAAAGGCUUGGUAUGGUCAGGUAAGUAAACACUGAGCAAAACUCUGUGUGGAGCAGAAGGAGGAAGAGUGCUUAAAUAUGUUUGGUGGUAAUUUGGGGAAUGCAGAACAGGUACAACACUAAUUAGAAUUCAGGAGAGGUAGGGCAGUGUAGAACUUGCUGGGAGUUGUAGCCCAUGGCAGCCAUGCCUGAAGGCUACCGCAAACUCGGAGCUUCCAAGUUAUUCGUGACAGCUGGGCUUGUUUUGUUUUGUUGUGUGUGCUUUAGAGUGACGAAAAGCAUGGCAUAAAAAGAAUCCUCCAUUAAUAAAAAGAACAGCAGUCCAUUUUCUACAUCCUGCAUCCUCAUACACCACCCCAGCAGCCGUAGUUAUAACAAUAAUGGUUUUCAUGCAUGUGUCAGGUUAGCAGGCAACAGAUGGAUAUAAAAGCAGGAAGGACUUUAUUAAAGGUGCACAGGCAAACAAAUCCAUAAUGUAGUCAAAAAUCAGAAUCCAAAAACAGGCAAACAUCAAGCAAUGUGCAAACAGGAUGUCAAAGGCAAUAUCAAAAGGCAAAGUCCAAAAUACACAAACACAAUCAAAACCAGAAACAAGGAACUGAGCCAGACAUAAUUAACUGAGAAAUGACUUUGCAAUGGGCUGUGAAAUCUAAAUUCCUUAAAUAUAUGUGCUGUGGUAAUUGUGAAAAGUGCAUGUAAUUAGAACUCGGGCGACUUUCAGCCGUGAGAUGUGUGAUGGGUCCUGUAGUCCAUGGCAGCCAUGUUUGGAGGCCGCUGUGAACUGUGGGAAGUCUUGAGUGAUGUCAGGUGCAACCGUGACAGCAUGGUACUACACAUCCUCUACAGAUAUGCGAUCUUGCCAAUGACAUAAUUUUUCCUGUAAGUAUGCAUGAAUUCUGAGGCCCAUAAUUUGUUUUACAUGUUUGCUAAAGAUUCUAGUGUAGAUGCUGGUGUAGCAUAGAUGUAGGACUAUUGCAGUAAAAAUCUGAAGAAAUAAAAUAGAUUUUAAACUAUUGGACCAAUCAAAGCAAUCUCAAGGUUCAAAUGACCAAUCACAUGUAACACUGGGUCUGGUUUUCUACUGAACAGAAGGUUAUUAGACCUCACUAUCUCAUUGUCUUAGCAGGAACAAUGAUCACACUCCUUGCUAUUUUUGGCCUCUUCAUCACUGUUAAAACAUCUGACAUAAUUGAGCUGCAAGUGCAAACAGUGAGGCGUGGAGAUAAUGUAACUAUCAAAUGUGAUGAAAACCUGUUGAAAGAUAACCAAGAUAAUUUAGUUUGGUACAAGCAGAGUUUUGGAAAGGUGCCUCAGCAUGUAGCAAGAAAAUUUAAAAACACCUACAGAUUUAAUCCUAAAUUUGAUGAUGGCCACCUUGAUAUUACUCAGGAAGGAAAAAGAUUUGAUAUCAACAUUGUUAGAACCAAAGAAGAGGAUAGUGCAACAUAUUUCUGUACAGAAAUGUUGGACAAUGUAGUCAAGUUUGAAUCUGGAACACUUUUGGCUUUUCAGGCUGAGAAGGCCAACCACCCGGUUCCGACUCUAACGGUUAUCAGCAGUGGAGAGUCUGUCACUCUUCAGUGUUCAGUACAAGUGAUUGCUUCAAGUUGUGCAGGUGAACAGGGCGUGUACUUAUUCAAACAUGGUUCAGGAGAAUCUCAUACAGGACUCAUUUACACUCCUGGAGACAGCAGUGCUCAGUGUAAAAGGAGCUCUAAGGAUGGUUUUCCCACACAGAGCUGCAGCUAUACCCUGCUGAAGAGCAGCAUUGGAUACGCUGAUGCUGGAAUUUACCACUGUGCUGUGGCUGCUUGUGGAAGGAUCUUCUUUGGGAUUGGAACAAAAGUUGAUUUAAAAGAAAGCAACCACUGGAAUGUCAUUGUCUUGACAGCGUCUAAUAUAAUAUCUGGUAUUAUAAUCAUUGUUCUGGUUGGAGUUAUAUUUAAAAAUAGGAAAGGUGCCACCAAUAGCCAUCCACGUCCCACAAAACAGGCUGAAACUGACUUGAACUAUGCAGCUGUGACUUUUGCGAAGAAACCUUCUUCCUCCAGAAUGCCGUCAAGAGUCAACACUGAUCACGACACUUAUGCACAGGUCAAAAUACAUUAGCAAAAAGAACACCUGUGAAAAUUAUUCCUCCGUUUUGUAUAAAUUGUUGUCUCAGAUACAAUUUAUUCAUGUUCAAAGCAUGAACCAAAAGAUGGUAGACAAGCUGUACUGCUGCUGCUGCUGCUGAUUAUUAUUAUUAUUAUUAUUAUUAUUAUUA